ACUCAUAUGUCAUUUUCUUAAUGGUGAUCUCGUGACCGGACGCGCCUUUAACCGCCAUAUAUAGAAACCCCCCACCACCCCCCCACCACUGCGCGGAGAAGCCAGCAUGCCUCUCGAUAUACCAGUUAUCACCGAUGAGGAUCUGAGCCGCUCACCAACGGCGAAGAAUCGACUAUUGUUUGCGGAAGAUCUGAUCCAGUUUCAGCGUGUCUAUGAUUCAAAACCAAGGGCUCUUGUUCACCUAAUGGAGUUAGAUGCGGAAGAUCUGAUCCAGAUUCAGCGUCUCUAUGAUUCAAAACCAAGGGCUGCUGUUCCAGACGUAGAGAAGUGUGGAGGUCUAGUUAAGCUAUUAAUAGAGCUGCUUUACAAGAAACUCUAUGAACCUGAGACUGAUGAUGAGGACUCAGAUGGAUCAGAAGAAGAAAUGAAAAUGAAAGAUUGCAGAGUUUGUAUGAAGGAGAACGGGGAUCACAUGUCAUAUGAAUGCCCUUACUUGGAAUGUAUUCCAGAUCCCAAGGACACACCUGUUGGGGAGGCCUAUAUGAUAGUUUGCGCCCACUGCGGUUUGUCGAAACAUGGGCACCAAGAUGGAACCUGGGAAGGACGCGCGAUAUUUGAUUUUCGUAAGUCCAGUUUAUUCGUUCGACAGCCUGAUGAUGCUAACAACCAAGUUUUGGGGGAACAUCAUGCUACUUUGGAAGGAAGUCGUGCAACAAUGGAUCCUUGUAGGAUUCCAUUUGGUAUUCCGAAAGCCUGGUGUGGUUCAUCAUAGGCCUGAUGCAAACGAUGAAGUUGAAUUCCUCGCUUAACAUGAAUGUGAGUGUUAUGCUGUGUGUUUUUAACUUGUGGAACUAUGGUGUUUAGCCCGUGUAAAUAAGAGCCCCUCUAUAAGUGUUGUGUUGAUUUUGUAUCUUUUCAUUGUUGUUCUACAGCUUUUUCAUUUUUGUUCUACAGCUUCUGCUAUUGCUUCUCUUUUGAACUUCAGAGUUAAUGAAAAUAACUUGAUAGAUAUCU
Molecule: messenger RNA, 1014 nt
Organism: Fragaria vesca subsp. vesca
Lineage: Eukaryota; Viridiplantae; Streptophyta; Magnoliopsida; Rosales; Rosaceae
Exons: 4
Coding region: 107-772 (221 amino acids)
Source: RefSeq, a predicted model, not a curated record